UCUCUGCAUCUUCAAUGGCAGAUUCUCUUCUUUCCGCAUUAUGCUACCGUAAAUCGCGGAACAUGUGAAUCAUUGCUCCUCUCCUGUCUGUCUCCACGAAAAUCUAUUGCUUCUCCGAACCUGCGGACCACCCGAAUCCCUGUCCCGCACCACUUCGUUUUUCUUUCCUUUACUUGUCCUCCUCUUCUUUCAAGGCAGAUAUGGAAAAGCCAAAACCCUAAAAGCGAGAGAGAGAGAGAGAUGAGAGAUGGGCUGCGUCUUCGGCAGACCGGAUUCUUUGCCGCAGAAGGAGAGCGAUCUUCCGUCGUCGGCAGCGGCGGCGGCGGAGGCCGAUCGCAAGCCUUCUCAGAUUGCCGUCCCGAAUCUCGAAAGCGGCACUGCCGAUCAUGCGGUCAGGAAGGGUAGCCAGGAAAAGGCCCAGAAGGAUCGGCGGCUGCCGCGGGGCGAGCGGAGACGGCACAGGCCUGACCCGUGGCUCAGCAAUCCCCCGAAGAAUGUGCAUGGCGAGCAGGUUGCCGCCGGGUGGCCGUCUUGGCUGUCUGCCGUCGCUGGCGAAGCCAUCCAGGGGUGGACCCCACGCCGAGCUGAUUCUUUCGAGAAGCUCGAUAAGAUUGGACAAGGGACUUAUAGCAAUGUUUACAAGGCUAGAGAUUCUUUGACGGGUAAAAUUGUUGCAUUGAAGAAGGUCCGGUUUGAUAAUUUGGAGCCGGAGAGUGUGAAAUUUAUGGCGAGAGAGAUUCUUAUAUUGCGGAAGCUUGAUCAUCCGAAUGUGGUGAAAUUGGAAGGUUUGGUGACCUCGCGGAUGUCGUGUAGUUUGUAUCUGGUUUUUGAGUACAUGGAACAUGAUCUGGCAGGGCUUGCUGCAAGCCCAGCGAUCAAGUUCACGGAACCUCAGGUGAAGUGUUACAUGCAUCAACUGUUAUCAGGUCUUGAGCACUGUCACAACCGUUGUGUGCUGCAUCGUGACAUCAAGGGCUCGAAUCUCCUCCUUGAUAAUGGUGGGAUACUUAAGAUUGCUGAUUUUGGGUUGGCAUCGUUCUUUGAUCCGGACCACAAGCAGCCGAUGACGAGUCGGGUGGUAACUCUAUGGUAUCGACCUCCAGAGCUUCUUCUAGGGGCCACGGAUUAUGGUGUAGGUGUAGACCUUUGGAGCGCAGGUUGCAUACUGGCAGAGUUGUUGGCUGGGAAGCCUAUCAUGCCUGGACGUACAGAGGUGGAGCAGCUGCACAAGAUUUUCAAGCUAUGCGGCUCACCUUCAGAAGAAUAUUGGAAGAAGUCAAAGUUGCCACAUGCAACCAUAUUUAAGCCCCAACAACCAUAUAAGCGGUGUAUAGCCGAGACGUUUGAAGACUUUCCACCAUCAUCAUUGCCACUAAUUGAAACUCUUCUUGCAAUUGACCCAGCUGAUCGCAAAAAUGCCUCUGCUGCAUUGAACAGCGAAUUCUUCACAACUGAGCCUUAUGCCUGUGAGCCUUCAAGCCUUCCUAAGUAUCCUCCAAGCAAAGAGAUGGAUGCUAAACUGAGGGAUGAAGAAGCUAGAAGGUUGAGAGCUGGUAGUGGAAGAGCCAACGGUGAUGGUAUGAAGAAGACUCGCAUACGUGAUCGAGCUGCUAGGGCAAUGCCUGCCCCAGAAGCUAAUGCUGAGCUUCAAGCAAACCUUGAUCUGAGGAGGCGUCUGAUCACACAUGCAAAUGCAAAGAGCAAGAGUGAGAAGUUCCCUCCUCCACACCAAGAUGGAGCACUCGGCUAUCCACUGGCUUCUGUGCAUCACAUAGAUCCCCACUUUGAUCCACCAGAUGUUCCAUUUAGUUCCACAUUCAUCUAUCCAAAGGACCCGGGGCUCUCCACUUGGUCUGGCCCUUUGGUGGACCCCUCGUUGGCUGGCCAUCCAAGGCGAAAGAAACAGAAUGUGGACCCAUGGAAACCACCUUCUGGUGCAAGGGAAAUUCGUAAGGGUAGUGUCCGGGUCAAAGGGAAGGAAAGCAUGCCUUAGAACUGUCUGCCCACAAGCCAGAGACUUGGUUUUGUGAGGUGCUUUUAUUGUGAGUGGCAUUUUGUGAUCAGCCCGGAAUGUCAGAAAGUGUAUGGUGAGGUAUAAUCUAUCUUCUUCUUCUUCUUCUUUUUUAAAUUCCAUUUUUUGGUUAAAUUUUUUUUUUUUUAAUUUUAUUUUGGAUGGUACGCCUUGUUAUAGGUUACAAAAGUAGCUUCUUUGAUUUGUAUAUUUUAUUUUAUUUUUCUUUACUAUUUUCUAGUGUUGAAAAUGGGACGCUGCUCAGGAUAGUAAGAUCUGAUAAAAUAUAUCAUGAUCUUGUAUGCAAUUCAAGUGUUCCUCCUUGACAUUGUUACUCUUGUGAAUUACAUUCAUGUCAGUAUCAUUUGUUAAUUCCACAGAUUAAUUAGUGAAAAGAUCGAUCUUGAUAGCUACAA
Magnolia sinica is the source of this 2427-nucleotide messenger RNA. Its product is annotated as probable serine/threonine-protein kinase At1g54610. The record is from RefSeq and is a predicted model, not a curated record. Bases 248 to 1993 code for a protein of 581 amino acids. NCBI's taxonomy places the organism in Eukaryota, Viridiplantae, Streptophyta, Magnoliopsida, Magnoliales, Magnoliaceae. Gene Ontology annotation, molecular function: cyclin-dependent protein serine/threonine kinase activity; ATP binding; RNA polymerase II CTD heptapeptide repeat kinase activity. Gene Ontology annotation, biological process: protein phosphorylation; positive regulation of transcription elongation by RNA polymerase II. Gene Ontology annotation, cellular component: nucleus; cyclin-dependent protein kinase holoenzyme complex. The transcript is spliced from 7 exons.